UACUGCAUGGCACAAAGCUAGAAGAAUUUCCAGACUGUACAAACGAUUUUUGCUCAAAAAUAGAAAUUAUAUUCGUCCAUUUUACAGACAGUAUAAAAAAAUGAAUACUGAAAGACCUGUUCAACAAUAUUUUAGUCCUUAUACAUUCAAUGGAGGGACUGUACUAGCUAUUGCAGGAGAGGAUUUUUCUGUCAUUGCUUCAGACACGCGUUUGAGUCAGGGAUUUGCCAUUCACACCAGAGAUAGCCCAAAGACUUACAAACUAACCAAUUCAACAGUUCUUGGAUGUGCUGGGUUUCAUGGUGAUUGCCUCACGCUAACGAAGCUUAUUACAGCAAGACUUCAGAUGUAUGAACAUGAGCAUGGGAGUAAAAUGAGCUGUCCUGCUAUUGCUCAGAUGUUGUCAACUGUUUUGUACUAUCGACGCUUUUUCCCAUACUAUACAUACAAUAUCUUGGCUGGGUUGGAUAAUGAAGGUAAAGGAUGUGUGUUUAGUUUUGACCCUGUGGGCUCUUAUGAAAGAGAGACUUACAGAGCUGGUGGCUCAGCAUCAGCCCUUCUACAACCACUACUUGACAAUCAGAUUGGGUUUAAGAACCAACAAGGGGCAACAGAGGUUCCUUUGACUAAAGAUAAAGCAGUUUUCCUGGUCAAAGAUGUUUUUACUGCAGCUGCUGAGCGAGAUAUCUACACUGGGGAUGCUGUUAUUAUCAGUGUUGUCACAAAAGAUGGUGUGACAGAAGAAGCCUUCCCACUUAGAAGAGAUUAAACUGAAGAGCGGCUUCUAAGUUUAACUUUGUAAACAAACUUGUCUGAAUUUCUAUGUGUUGCUGGAAGCAUUCUAGAUGCAAUGUUUGUUAUUUUACUCUGUGUCUUAAUGGUUCUUGUGUUUGUAAGUUCAGCUGCUGCGCUGUUGGUCACCAGGCUCCCUCUUCAUAGCAUAGGAACAAAAGCUGCACACUAGAGAGAGGCAAUUUGUUACUCGUGGAAUCUUGAGUGCUUCUGUCUUUCUCAAUGUAUAAUUUGUAGACAAUAAAAAUACUCUUCCGAAAAA
Orbicella faveolata is the source of this 1054-nucleotide messenger RNA. RefSeq names its product proteasome subunit beta type-1-like. Gene Ontology annotation, cellular component: proteasome core complex; cytoplasm; nucleus. The record is from RefSeq and is a predicted model, not a curated record. Lineage: Eukaryota; Metazoa; Cnidaria; Anthozoa; Scleractinia; Merulinidae.